GUUACCGCGGCAACGGCGGGUUUCCUUUGUUUUUGUUGUGGUUCUCGAGUCGCCCUCGACCUGUUCUCCCAGCGCUGAUUUUCUCUUUAAACACACAAAGAUACCCGCGAUUCACUCGGUUCAACAUGGGAUCACUCGAGGCAGUGUCUUUUGACAUGUUUGAGCAUCAAAAGGAAAAUAUCCAACCACUGCCCGAAGGCAGAUCCGCAGCAGCACUAGCAAAAGCCUUCAGUUUCGCCUCCGUCGACCUUCCUCGCGGCGUCUCCUCGCCCGCACGCGACCGGUUCGAAGAAAAACUAAAGACAGCCGACGACCUCGACGAUCCGCUUGAAGUCUGGCUAGACUACCUCAAAUGGACGCACGAGACCUAUCCGCAAGGCGCGAGCGUCGAGAGCGGUCUGAUUUCGCUUCUCGAGCGAUGCACGACGCAGUUCCAGUCCGCGACGCACUACGCGAACGAUCCACGGUACUUGCGGGUGUGGCUCGAGUACGCAAAGUACAACGACAGUCCGCGCGAAAUCUUCUCGUUCUUGUUCCAGCGCGGCAUCGGCGUCGAGCUCGCGACCUUUUACGAGCAGUACGCGCACCUGCUCGAGUCGCUCAACCGCAAGAAUCAGGCGGACGAGGUUUUUAGGAUGGGAAUCGAGCGAGAUGCACGGCCGACGGAGAGGUUGAGGAGACGGUAUACCGAGUUCAUCGAGCGAUUGGAAGCGAACCCUGCCGACCCCAACGAGCCGAGUUCGCCCGCACUUGCCGUUCUGCGUCCCGCGCUCGCGACGAAAGAGCUCACUGUCGUCGAACGUGAAGAUAAUCCACAACAGCAGCGCUCUGGAGCCGGUAUGGCUGACGGCGCAUCUUCUCGACCUAGAGAGAAGAUGGCGAUCUUUGCCGACCCGGAUGGGUCUGCGGGUGUGAACCCUGAGCGGAGCGGCGGGUGGGAGUCGAUUGGGAGCAUUGCUGAGCGAAGGAAGGAGAACACGAUGGAGUCGAGGCCGAUUGAGGGCGAAACCAUGAAGAUGAUGAGCAGAUUACCGCCGUCUUCUGCUUCGCGAGAGAAAAUGCCGAUUUUCAAGGAUACCUCGUCAUCUUCAACUUUAUCCGGUGGAUCGAUAUUUCAGCAAGCGGGUCCACCUCCGCAACCUGUGUUUAAAGUACCGGCUCUACCGACUGGCUCGAAGAACAAGAGAGAGGAGAAGUUUGUUGUGGACCUACAGGCUAUAUAUCCAAGCGAGAUAGAAGAAGAAUUGUCCUUCGAAGAGCUCCGAGCGAGAGCGAGAGGCCUGCUGAGACGCCACGGCAAGGCCGUCGCGGCUCGACCUAUCGAGUUGUCUGCCGACGUUCCUUCAGCGACACCACUACGAUCUCAGAGCCGCGAGCCUUCAAUUCUGGUAGACCGCACCCCUGUCACUAGUCGGACGCCUAUGGCUGAUCGGACUCCCAUGGCUAGUGUCAGUCGGACACCUAUGGCUGAUCGGACCCCAGUUGCUGCACAUCCAGAAUUUGAAGUUCGUGAAGAGCGAAAAAGUUUACCGCGGGACGAUAACAUGACUAUUCAAACCAUGCCGCUGAAGGGUAUGUUGCAAUGCCGAAUCUCUGCUUUGCUGUCUUUGUUACAGGUGCUAAUAUGUAGUCUAGGUUCUCCUGAUGCUACUCGACGUCGACCGCCGUCUCCGACCAUGACUGUCCAUACACGGGCGGCGACUGAGGAGAUUUACAGUCUGUUUAACCAGCCUCUUAGCUGUGAUACUGAUGAUGCGGUUGAGAACGAGGGUGUUUCCGACAGCAGCGAGGACGAUGACGACAGCGACGAGGAUGAAGACGAGGAGGAUGAUGAUGAAGAGGACGAGGAGGAUGAUGAAGAAGAGGAAGAGGAAGAAUAUAGUCAGCAUUACAACGAUCAGGAAGAUCCACGACGUCGAGGCCAGGAAGUUGAAAACACCAUCGAUGAACCCGAAGUUGGAGACGGUGCUCGGGACAUCAAAGAAAAGAUUGGCAUCUAUCGUGAUUCCGAUGAACCCUCUUCUGAACAGUCACGAACAACUACCAGUCUGAUUCCUCUCGGUGUACCAGCGACACCUCACCAAUCAGACCGUCCCGCUCUUUCCUCAAAGGCCUACGGCUUUGGCAUGAUGACGCCGAUUGUGGAAACUACAGAGUCUGUAGCUACCGUGAGUCGCUCGGCACAGGCUAAGCAUAAUCGAUUCAUAAACGAGUGCAUGGAUGAGAAUCUUGAGAGCUCACCUUUCAUCGAGCACCCUGCUCCUCGACGAGACAUUCUUGCCCGCGAUGAGGCUGCCGGUGCGGAGGACGAGAACUCGAUGAUUAGAUUUUCUCCUGUCGCGCGGAAAGUAACUCGCGAGGUUGAUAUCUGGCGCAAAGAGCCGGUUGUGCAGGAGAUGAUGGUGAACCCCAUGAACGACGGCGUGCGGAGCGCGAUCCUUGACCAUGCGACCGAGUCGCUGCGGUCGUUCCGCGGAUUAUACAAUUAUGACGGGCGCAAGCUUGGAAAGGCAGAGAUAUUACAGAAGGCGGUGAAGAACAAGCGAGCGAUUGAGAAUGCAGAGAUCGUGUUACGCGGCACGACAUACCGACUGCGCAAAGAGCUUGGCGAAGGUGCGUUUGCGCCGGUGUAUCUCUUUGAUGUCUUGAACGACGAGAACGUGUUGGAGAGCGAGGAUAAAACCAGUGUGGCGAUGAAGAUGGAGCAGCCGCCUAGUGCCUGGGAGUUUUACAUCAUGCGCGAGAUUGAGCGUCGCUGGAGCGGCGAGGGACUUUCGCUUGAGAUGCGCGAGCGCGCGUUGGCGUCGAUGAUUCGAGCACGCGAACUUCAUAUGUUUGCAGAUACUACUUGCCUGGUGCUGGAUUACAACGAUCAGGGCACGAUCCUGGAUCUAGUGAAUCUAGUCAAGGCCGAGAGUAUAAAGACUGCGUCAGGGCCUGUUCUCGGACUCGAUGAAUGUCUCGUGAUGUUUUUCACCAUCGAGCUGUUUCGAACUAUCGAGGCGCUGCACGAAGUCGGUAUUCUUCACGGAGACCUCAAGCCCGACAACUGCAUGGUGCGGUUAGUCCAGAGCCGGCAUACGAGCUCGAUGGCGGGCCUCUCGCUAUCGUCUACUACCACAUCAAAGUCCGUCUCGGGGUCAUACUCCGCGCAGGGCGAGAACGGCUGGUGCUCGAAGGGAAUCACGCUGAUUGAUUUUGGUCGGUCGAUUGAUAUCACGGCGUUCCCGCGCGGGGUGCAGUUUAUUGCCGACUGGAAGACAUGCGAGCAGGACUGCGCGGAGAUGCGUGAGCUGCGGCCUUGGAGUUACCAGGUUGACUACCACGGUCUCGCUAGUAUAAUCCACAUGAUGCUUUUCGGCAAAUACAUCGAGACCACAGCCGACAGCAGCGCCGCGAGCGGUCGGCGGAAGCGGUACCGGAUCAAGGAGAGUUUUAAGAGAUAUUGGCAGCAGGAUCUGUGGAAGCAGAUGUUUGACAUCCUUCUCAACUCUGCGCUGAAAAGCGAGGAGAUGGUUGCGGAGGAAGGCGCGGAGAAGCAGUUCCCGAUCACGCACAAGUUGAAGGAGUACCGGGUGAAGAUGGAGGAGUAUCUGGAGGAGAACGGGGAGCGGUCUGGAGUUAGUUUGCGGGGAUCGCUGCAGAAGUUGGAACAGCUGGUGAUGGAGAGACGGAGGCAUUUGUAAAAAUAAGGUGGCAUUUAGUAUUAGUUUAAUAUCCGGCGGGUUCGUUUGAUGAUCAGUUAAUAUGACGAAUAGAAAUCAUAAACACUGCAGAGUUUUCUGCCUGGCUCUGCACUGAUAUAGAUGUUGUUGAUAAGAGUGUGGAUGAUGCGAAAGUCACCAGAUGCAUUAAACAAAGAG
Molecule: messenger RNA, 3863 nt
Organism: Myxozyma melibiosi
Lineage: Eukaryota; Fungi; Ascomycota; Lipomycetes; Lipomycetales; Lipomycetaceae
Product: Mad3/BUB1 homology region 1-domain-containing protein
Exons: 1
Coding region: 126-3686 (1186 amino acids)
Biological process (GO): mitotic spindle assembly checkpoint signaling; meiotic sister chromatid cohesion, centromeric; protein phosphorylation
Cellular component (GO): nucleus
Molecular function (GO): ATP binding; protein kinase activity
Source: RefSeq, a predicted model, not a curated record